AUACAGUUGAAAGCUAACGGUACAUUUGUACAUUAUCUGUUCCCAGGGUUGAACAGAAACAUUCUGGUUCUACUGGACUCUUCAGGAAGUUUAUCAGACUAUGAGUUCUCUCAGCUGCUGCGAUUCACCUCCAAACUGCUCCGCCCUUUGACACUGGACAAUGGGAACGUUAGAGUGGGGCUGUUGCAAGUGGGCACCAGCCCACACUUGGAGUUUGGGUUGGAUGUCCACAAGAGUCAAAGAAGUCUGCAGGAAGCCCUGCAGACUGUCAGGCAUCUGAGGGGAAACACCAACACGGUGGAGGCCCUGAGGUUGGCUCAGCGACUCCUGUCUGAGGCGGAGGAGGAGGAGCCAAAGAUCCUGCUGUGGCUGACUGAUGGAGCGCAGCCUGGAGACGUGACGGAGGCCAUGACGGAGCUGAAGACGCGGGGAGUGACUGUGAUGAUCGUCGCCACCGUACACGCCAACUACCACCUGUUACAACAGGCAGUGACUCCUCCCCUGGAGGCCAACCUCUACACCGUGGACAUGGAUGACAUUGACAUCAUCACAGAGGAGCUGAGAAAGACCAUCAUCAGUAUGUGUGUGUCUUUGAGC
Cynoglossus semilaevis (tongue sole) is the source of this 597-nucleotide messenger RNA. RefSeq names its product von Willebrand factor A domain-containing protein 1-like. The transcript has a single exon. The record is from RefSeq and is a predicted model, not a curated record. NCBI's taxonomy places the organism in Eukaryota, Metazoa, Chordata, Actinopteri, Pleuronectiformes, Cynoglossidae. The annotation marks the transcript as partial.